This is a messenger RNA of Mizuhopecten yessoensis (Yesso scallop), 3163 nucleotides long. RefSeq lists its product as uncharacterized. Gene Ontology annotation, molecular function: store-operated calcium channel activity; inositol 1,4,5 trisphosphate binding. The record is from RefSeq and is a predicted model, not a curated record. Gene Ontology annotation, biological process: regulation of cytosolic calcium ion concentration; calcium ion transmembrane transport; manganese ion transport. The coding region runs from base 192 to 1238 and encodes 348 amino acids. The transcript is spliced from 5 exons. Gene Ontology annotation, cellular component: membrane; cation channel complex. NCBI's taxonomy places the organism in Eukaryota, Metazoa, Mollusca, Bivalvia, Pectinida, Pectinidae.
CGCACAUUAGACGGUAGACAGUUAGCACCGACCUUUUCAUCUAUAACGUAAUAAGCACAGCAUUACGAGCCGCAUAAGUGUUGCGCUUUGAUCAGUGAGUGAAAUGGGGGUUAUUAUUAUCAUGUGCUUUAUAAAACAUGUAUUAAGUCGGCAGUGUUGUAGUUUACAGCCCAAAUGAUCCGGAGUCGUUGAUGAAGAGUAGCACCUCGAUAGUGGAGGGAGUCGGGCUAUCGCUUUUCGGAAUCUAUCACGUCGUCAUCAUCAUCGUCCUCAUCAAUAUGCUGAUCGCCAUGAUGAGCCACUCGUUCGAGGAUAUUCAGACCGACUGUGAUGUAGAGUGGAAAUUCGCCCGGACCAAGUUAUGGCUGAACUACAUGGACGAGGGCAGUACCCUACCCGUGCCAUUUAACAUGAUCCCAUCCAUUAAGUCCUUCUGUUAUCUGUGGAAGUUCUGCAGAUACUUAUUUGCAAUGGCUGAUAGUAACUGGUUGGUUUACCAGAAAGCUAGAAAACAGACGUUUAUCAAGAAAAGACGAGAAAAUAUUUGCAAGACGUUGGAACUGAAAACUGACAAUACCUCUUAUUCCGAAAUGAUACAGCGACUCGUAAAGAGAUAUCUGUUCAAGCUGGAAAGAAUUAAAGACGAAAAGGAAAGCCUAAAAGAUGGCGGACCAAACAUCCGAUCUGAGGAGGUGGAGAUAGCAGAGACUAAUGACACACCGCCUCCAGUACCAAACGCGCCCAACAGAAUACAGUACGCUACUCCUCCAACCAUACACGAGGAGGAGGAGGACGGAUGCCCUAUGAUGAACAAAUCAUCCAGAGCCCAGCCUCCUCGACGGAAAGGUGUUAACCGGCGGACAUCCAAUCCGGCGGCGCCCGCCCCCACCACACUGGUGAUUCCACAACUUGAUGCCAUCCAACGAUCGCAGAAACUACUUGAUGUGCGCUUACAACACCUUCAAACGAACAGUAAAAUGAAUACAAGGAUCAUCGACGAUAUAGAAUUUUUGAGAAGAGUAAUGAACGAAAACCAGAAAGCGUUGUGCAACAUAAUUCAAGCUUUAGGAAGUAUGCAAUGUGAAAUCGUGAACCUUGUAAAAUGUUUUGCGCCAGUACCUACACAGAACCAAAACAAUGUACCCAACACUCAUUCUCAGCAAAACUCUAUCCACAGAUUUGGUAGUGGAAAGAAACGUCCAAGUCACGUGACUGAUGAUGAUGAGAGUGAAGUGUGAUUGUUUUCACGGGUGUAGUAUAUUUAUUCAGGUUUAUCACAGCGAGACUGCGAGGUCAGACACUGACGUUUCGACUGUCCAAAUUUGUUGUUUUCUCUCUAUUUUAUGUGAUAUGAUGUUCAUGCACAAUACUUUCCAUUGUAUUUACACUUAUUCCUCCCAUAUGUUUCAAAUAGGUAUUUAAUAGUAUUUGUUGUUUCAAUAGCUAAAACACAAAAGCAGUAGUAUCAGCGACGCCAUUUUAACAAUUGUACAUGGGAAGUAACUAUCGGACAUAUAAUAUAACAGGGAACAUAACCAACUCAUAUGAACUAACUUGUCUGGUAUAACAUCUGUUAAAACAUUGAUACAUCGAUUACUAAAUGAUGGCAAUAUAUAAAGCGCAUGUAUUAUCUAUAACAAAAACCUCAGCACGUUAUCCCAGGGGAUUGUUGUUCAUCACAUGAUCAUGUGUGUAUCUACAAUGGUGAUUAUAGAUAUACCAAUAGCCAUGUGAUCAUCGCUACAUCUACACUGUGGCCGAGCGCGGGUCGUUCAUGGUCAGCAUUUACUUGGUUAGAUAUGGCCCGUUUGGGAUCAAGUAAUACUGUUUGAGAUUAUGUAAUACUGUUAAGGAUAAUGUAAUCUUGUUGUGAUAUAUUGUAUACAUAUAUAGCGGGAGUGAUGAUAAUUGUAUUUGGGAUUAUGUAUAAUAUAAUUGUGUUUUGGAUUUAGUAAUAGGUAUGAUUUACUCGUGUUGACGUUAUGAUAUAUGUAGCUGGCGUGUUGACUUAUUUCUAGUUUUCUACGAUGUACCAUUAACCGUUUGAGUGUAUGUGUUUAGUGCACGUAAACAGUAGCGUAGAUUGAUGGCUGACGUACAAACACGACCUCGGGGACAUUACAUUUGAGGUCCUUGUGUAAUUGUUUAGUAAUGGUAAAAUGCACCACCAUAUCACCUUUUAGAUGCUCACUGAUUUACCUGUUACUAUUAUUGCUAGCAAGUCACUUCAAGAUUGAUAGUUUGUUUCUGAUUUUCACAUUUGAAUUCCUACUGCUGGCAAUUAUGGUCCCUGUCGUAUCGCUGACAUUGUUUCUGACUUCUACAUUUAUAUCAUUACAGCUAGUCAUAGAUCCAGCAAACCACUCUAAAGUCGUUCAUGCUUAACAAUAACUUUGUGGAGACCGAGCAUGAUAUUCAGAUUUUGAACAUAUGUAACCAUGUAGAGUUAACCGUAGAACCCAACGAAUCCCAUUACGAUCUCUUUAUAUAUGUUUCUUAUUAAUUCUAGCCAAUAGGCACUAGUAAGUCCUAACGCCUUCCGUGCUUCUAAAUGGAAUGCCAUGUAUUUACUGCUAGCCCGGACACAAAACUCUCAUUUCUGUUUGCAACGUUUCUAGUUAUAAGGUCCGUGAAUUAUUCCAAUGUUCUCCACAUUUGUAAUUAUUAGUUUCUAGUCACAUGGUAAAGUAAGUCACUGUUAUGUACAUGUAUAUGUUUAAUUCUUAUCAUAGGCCGGAGCAAAUUGCUAAUAGAUUUUCUGGUAAUUUCAUGUGUAACUCUUGACUCACGCUAGGAAUUUUCUUGGUUUUAAUAUGUAACUAUUUGUAUCUAGUCCUAGGUACCAGUCAAUGACGAAGAUAUUUUUCUUUUAUAUGUUAACUUCUUACCGCUUCCCACUUAACAAACCACUAUUGUUUUCUGUUAAUAAGAUGACUAGUAAAUAUUGCUCCGUUUUUUAUGACUGUAGCCUUCUAGCUAUGGUCAUAGAUACUAGCAAAACAGAGUGUAGUUUUUUUGUUUUGUUAACCUGUAUCUAUUUAUUUGAACCUAACUGUUUUAAUGGCAAGAAAAGCAGUAAGUUUGUUUUGUAAGUUGUUCAUUCUUUACUUCAUUGAUUGUUUACUUUGGAUGUGUACAUUUCUUAUAAAGGCACGGCACCUUA